This is a messenger RNA of Baudoinia panamericana UAMH 10762, 1858 nucleotides long. RefSeq lists its product as uncharacterized. Gene Ontology annotation, cellular component: peroxisomal membrane. Gene Ontology annotation, molecular function: zinc ion binding. Lineage: Eukaryota; Fungi; Ascomycota; Dothideomycetes; Mycosphaerellales; Teratosphaeriaceae. Bases 107 to 1555 code for a protein of 482 amino acids. The transcript has a single exon. The record is from RefSeq and is a predicted model, not a curated record. Gene Ontology annotation, biological process: protein import into peroxisome matrix.
GCGCCUGUCAGAAGCCGAGACCUCGGCUGAUCAGUCCCUGCCGACGCAUAUCUCACCAUGAGACUGCGACAGUCCCGUGAUUUACAAUCGCUACAAUGAUAGAGCGAUGAGCGACUUCGCGGCAGCGCAGCAGCGUAUCCUCGCCCGCCGCGCAGCCCGAGACGCCCAGCUCGCCGCCCAAGCCACCGUCGAGCAGAACGCCCGAAACGCGCAACUCUUGCGACUCCCGCCCGCUCUACGUGUGAUCGCACAUCAAACACUGAAUGCUUGGGACGUGAUCAAAAGCCCGUACGGCACGCGCCCGGCUUUCCGAGUAGGACAGGUCGAUGCUGAGCUACUGGAUGAAGAUUUAUUGGAGUUGCUGCGCAAGCAGGUUGGCGAGGGAUUGAAGCUAUUUGGAAACCACUUACAGGAUGAUUGGGGUGCGGAGAUCGCGUUGGUAUUGCAGAGUAUCUUGUGGAAGCUUGCAAUCUGGGACCACGGAGCCAGCUACGGCGCAUCGCUGCAGGGUUUGCAAUACGUCGAUGCGCGUGGCAGCGAUAGCGCCAGAAGGAAACCGCCGACGGCAUGGCAGAAGAUUUCGUACGGACUAGUCACAGUUGGAGGACGAUAUGCUUGGACGAAAUGGUCCGACUACCUCUCGAACGCAGAGAACGGCUACGAUGAGCCGAGCCCACUAAUCCGAAGCCUAAGCCGCAUAACCACGCUGGCGGGCACCACGCACGAGAUUGCGGCCUUCACCUCCUUCCUCGUCUUCCUAUACAAUGGCCAGUACAGGACACUUACAGACCGUCUACUACGGUUACGACUCUUGCCUUCAUCCAAUGCGACGAGCAGAGAAGUCUCCUUCGAGUACCUCAACCGCCAGCUGGUCUGGCAUGCAUUUACCGAGUUUUUACUCUUUCUACUACCUCUUGUGGGUAUCAGCCGCUGGCGCAGAUGGGUCGCUCGAGCCUGGAAAAAGGCCAAAUCUAGCAUCACCCGCUUACGCACAGGCACUUCGUCGGCCGGGCAGGACGAAGCAGAGGACGGGCAGAAAGGCGAGCUGGCGUUUCUACCCGAGCGUACAUGCGCGAUAUGCUAUCACGACCAAAACCCAACAGCCGGGCGUUCAGAGCAAGACGUCAUUUCCGCCGGCGCAAAUAGCGGCAUCAUCGGUAAUGCCAGCACAGACAUUACGAACCCGUACGAAGCAAUUCCGUGCGGAUGUGUUUACUGUUUCGUCUGCCUCGCGCAGCGCAUCGAGGCCGAGGAAGGCGAAGGCUGGAUCUGCUUGAGGUGUGGAGAGCUUGUCAAGGAGUGCAAACCCUGGGAUGGAGAUGUGCUUGCGCCACAGCAGGAGGCGGCUGCGAAUGGCUCGGAGGACGGGGCACGGUCGAGCGGGAGGAAGAGUAUUGCGUGGGCUGAUGAGGUGGUGGAGGAUGAGCGGGAGCAGAUGGAGCAGAUGGAGCGGACGAUGAGUCAUCUUGAUCCUAUCCCUGUUGAUGAUGAACAGGAGUGGGAGAGGGAAGGACAGAAUGUGGUAGAAGACGAGGAGGAGGAGGAGCCGAAUUAGUGGCACGAGCAUCCAUCAUCACAAUAUCACUCAAUCCCGGUCCUUGCGCCAGGCACGAAUAAAGAUGGAGACCUCGCACCGAGAUGGAGUUGACUUCGGCCUGGCUCGUAUUAACCGGACCACACACGCCUGUUCAAGGGCUCGAAGUACGCCGAGUUAACUAUUCAUGAUACAGUCUAGCCUCGCCUCCAUGCCAAACACACAUAUCAGGCUUUGGGGGGCAGUCGAAACAUGGCUACUCUUCACCGUACACUCAAACUUCGCCCCGCCGCCAUUCGGGCGUUUUUGUCACUGGAUCACUUG